Balaenoptera ricei (Rice's whale) is the source of this 2697-nucleotide messenger RNA. It is a transcript of the gene ANKMY1, whose product is annotated as ankyrin repeat and MYND domain containing 1. The coding region runs from base 1778 to 2257 and encodes 159 amino acids. NCBI's taxonomy places the organism in Eukaryota, Metazoa, Chordata, Mammalia, Artiodactyla, Balaenopteridae. The transcript has 7 exons. The record is from RefSeq and is a predicted model, not a curated record.
CAGCAGGUCCUCAGCCGGGUCGUCGAAUACGGGCACGCGCAGCUCGGUCACGCCGGGCGCGCGCGGGCCGGGUUGCUGGCGCGAAACGUUGACGCACAGGGUGACGCCCGCGCGCUCCAGCAGCUCCGGGGCGGCCGCGGCGCUCGCGCUCCCGAGGAAGAGGGAGGGGGCGACGCGCACGAACAGCGGCGGGGUGGCCGCGGUGGCCCCGCGGCGUCCGGCUCGUUCCGCUUCCAUGACCUGCUCUCGGGCCCCCAGCCCCGGUGUCUAUUUUGGGCCGUCGGGAGGCCGGCCGGGCGCCCCCGGGUCCUAGAGGCCUCCGAUGGGCGCCCCUCCCUCUCUCCCGGGGCGGGCCCUGUAGUGGUUGUGCACGAGCGGGCACGCCCACAAAACCUUGGCCGCCUCCUCAUUGGCCAGGUCUAAACGGGAGAGGCCUCCUCUGAUUGGCUGAGGCUGGGGGUUGCGGCCAUUGGCUGGCCUGGUGGCCAUCGGAAGAGUCUGAAUGGCCGCAGUGAGGUGGGCGGGUUCGGGUUGCUGGGAGGAAUGGGCCUCUCCUCGCUGGAUACCAGAGCCCCGCAGGUUGCAAGCCGGGACAUCUGAGAAUAGCUGGUGCCUGUCGCUGCGAACGUGGAGGUUUCCAGCUGGGCGGGGCUCGGGGAGGUGCGCUUCUCAAGCUGUGGCUGAUGUGCAGAGGAGCAGGGGACCCUGUCACAGAUUCUCACCUGGGCACUGACCGGGAUCCUGCACAUGGUUUUGUAGGUCCAGACAUCACCCACGUAGAGGCCUUCCCAGCAUCCAUUUCCCUCUUCUGUGGCCUAAGGAAGGAUUCUGACUUUCCUGGGAUGGGAUUCCCAUUUUCCCCAGAGUUCACGGGAGCCAUCCAAUCGACACCACCUGCCCGCCACACCGUGGCCCCGUGGUUUUCAAAGCGUGGUCCAGAUUUCAGCAGCAGCAUCUGGGAACUUGGUAGGAAUGCACAUUCUCAGGAGUCCACCUACUCAGGACCUGCUGAACCGGAAACCCUGGGAGUGAGACACAGGAAGCUGUGUGUUACCAUGCCUUCCAUGUGAUUCUGAAAAAAAAGAUAAAAACCUAACCAUCAUUUAGUUGAUCUAAAAAGUCAUUUAAAGCAAGAUUUUUACCCAUUCCCUUAAACAUUGUAUUUUGACCUACUCCCUGUCAUGUAUAUCCACUCCCUUUCUUCUGAUGAGUCAUGAUCACACAUAUACGUCCGCUCACUUUUCCCUGUGGGUCAGCUGAGGCGUUACUCAUAGUGGCACUCGGUGCCCGGCCGUGACUUCCAGUUUCCCUUGCUUUCCUUCAUGUGAACUUAAAAGCACUUGAGAAGUGAUCAGCCAGUAGAAUCCUUUUGGAAUUUCUUAAAAUAUUUUUUUACUCACAAAUCUUCUACAGUGUCUCACAUGCAUCUAAUUUGAUUGCAGUUUUUAAGUGGCUUUUGUUGACUUUUCAAAGCCUUCAACUGAAUUUUAAUAGAAAUGCCACUCUUCUUCCCCAUGCACACAUCAUCAGUCAUAUUUCACUAAAUUUCAUAACUAUAAUAGGUUCAGCCAGUAUUUUCAGAUUUGCGAACACCAUCACCGGUCAUUUGAACAGCUAACUUGCUGAAAGCCAGUCGUCCUAAAGGUUCGAAGACGAGAGACAUGGAAGAUCGUUAUCCUCAAUCUCAUAUUACGAAAUCCCAAAUGCUGGCAAUUCUGAAAACCAGGUGGAGGAGGGGGGCAGUGUGCCUGCUGCUGCCGGGACCCCGGAGAGCUCCAUGCUCGGCACCAAAAGAUUCAUCCCGGAGGCCCCAGAGGGGGAAGAGGAGGAGCCCGAGGGUCCCCUUAGGGAGCAGGACCUGAAGGAGGCCUACAUCGAGCUCAUCCGGGGUGUGCAGGAGUGGCAGGACGGCUGUGUCUACCGAGGAGAGUUCGGGCUGGACGUGAAGCUGGGAUGCGGAGAAUUCUCUUGGCCCACGGGCGAGCUCUGCUACGAGUGUGGCCGCUGCGUUGGGGUGCGCCUCACGCCCUGCACCCGCUGCUACGGGAUCCUGACCUGCAGCGAAUACCGCGAGACCAAAGCCUGGAGCGACUUCCACAGGAGGGACUGCCACUCACUGACGGCCAUCGGGAGAAUACAUCCAGCUCUGUUCACAAGGGAACCCUUGCAGCAACGUGGCAACGAGCCACAGAAGUCUGCGACCCUGAAGCUGCCACGCAAGUCGAGGUGCUUAUAUUCCACCUACGGUCACGAGUGAGCGUCUGGGCACCCACCUGCCUGUACAGGGCUCCAGGAGGAGCUGGGCCAGCAGGAACGGGGACCACCCCAGGACUCGAGGAGGGGUGGGCGGGUGAGCACGCAGUUGCUGCCGGGCAGGUGUCCAGGGAGGCCUGAGCUUCGCCCCAGGCCCAGCAGGAGCUGCGACCCCUGCAGGCCUCCCUCCGUGGGGCGGCAUUCUCCUCCCAGGGUGGGCUGCCUGGUCUCCCCCUGACCCUGUGCUGGGGGCCCUGCUCCUUACACUCACGGGGCCCAGGGUCCUGGCUGCUGGUCCUUCAGUGCUCCAGGGCCCCAGGUGACAGAGAGGCUUUGCAGAACGUUUGACUGGCAGGCCACCGUGGGCUGCGACACCCAAAUGAAGUGACCCUCAGUGGCUCCCGCCUCUGUGUUGCCUCUGGCUGAGGUGCCGGGCCCUGCACU